Messenger RNA from Cylas formicarius (sweet potato weevil), 707 nucleotides. It is a transcript of the gene ix, whose product is annotated as mediator of RNA polymerase II transcription subunit 29. Gene Ontology annotation, cellular component: mediator complex. Gene Ontology annotation, biological process: regulation of transcription by RNA polymerase II. Gene Ontology annotation, molecular function: transcription coregulator activity; transcription factor binding. The transcript has 4 exons. NCBI's taxonomy places the organism in Eukaryota, Metazoa, Arthropoda, Insecta, Coleoptera, Brentidae. The record is from RefSeq and is a predicted model, not a curated record. The coding region runs from base 115 to 672 and encodes 185 amino acids.
ACACUGCGCAGCUGCAUGACAUUUGGCGACCACAGAUAAAGUUUGACCAUCUAUUAAAAACGUAAACUCCAAACAAAUACUCGCCGCGUUUUUAUACGAUAUCGGACCAGCGCAAUGUUUUCGUUGCAAGACAAAACGAUGCAGUUCUGCGUCACAAAGCAGCAGCAACAGGAAAUGCAACAGCAGCAGGCUCAGCAGCAGCUGCAGCAGGCGCAGCAGCUGCAACAGAUCCAGCAGCAGCAACCCCCGCAGCCCUUAGACAACAUUUCGAAAAUCAAAUCGCUGAUCGGCCCCCUACGGGAUACUCUGGCCAGCACAAUCAAAACGGCGGCGCAGACGUUGAGCCAAAACAGCCAAGUGGACUCGGGUUCACAGAAGGCGAUGGACAUGCAACUCCCGCGGUUCGACAAGAACUUAGAGGAGUUUUACUCGAUAUGCGACCAGAUAGAGCUUCAUCUGAAAACGUCUUUAAAGUGCCUCACGCAGGCCGAAAGCAGCAACCGCUACUUGAACUUGCCUGUGGUGUCGACCCGAAACGAGAACUUGGGCAUAAACGACAACAGCCUUACGUACCCCCAAUUUUUGGCGACGGUCGGGGCGCAGGUUUCCUACACCAAAGAAAUCCACGACACGCUGGUCGCCGCCGCCCAGAACAUUUCUCCGUCGGAUUGACAUUAUCAUUAUUAGUUAAUAAUAAAGGUUCCGUU